AUGGCCGACGGCGCAGCCGAUGAUGCAUCGCCGCCGAAGCGGCUCAAGAAACUGCCCUUCAAACCCACGGCGCUGCGCAAAACGUCGCUACCCAAGCUCGCCUCGAGCGACGACAACGACAAGCACGGCGGCGGCGGCGGCGGCGGCACCAACAAGGACGACGAUGACGGGCUCGCUCUCUUCCGCAGGGCCAAGGAGAUGGAGCCCAUCGUGACGGCGGAGCACGAGCGCAGGCUCAAGAAGAAGCAGCGCGAGGAGGAAAAGAAGAGGCGGGCAGCCAUCAAGCUGGGCAAGCGACCACUGCAAGAAGUGGCCAGCGACAACCAUCUUGACCACGUGCCUCACGACGAUGGCCAGGCUUGGGAUCACGGAAGCCAUUCGAGAGAGCCACUGUCGACGGCAGAAUCCGGUGACGGCCUCGGCCCCAGCUCAGGUGGUCUUGAAAAAUCCACGACCGUGGACAAGGACAUCUUCAGCGACCUGGUCACCCCUCCGGCCUCGAAGCGCUCUAGGAUCGAAUCUACUCCCACUAGAACCCCCAUUCCGACCUUUGAGGAGGCCGGGGAUGUUGCCGUCGACUCGCCAUCUACGCGCGUCCUCCGGUCAAACCGCAAGGCAGCAACGCCUAUCAAAAGCUCCCCUCAGAAGGCGGCCGCUCCCCGGACAAACGACAACGUCAUCGCCAUCGAGUCGGACUCGGACUCGGAAGCUGCUUUCGCGACACCCUCCAGACGUCGCCGUCGAAGCUCCAGCGGCGUGGUGGUGGUCGACGACUCCCCUGCGCUGCUGGCUCCCGACGAGGAGGACGCCGAGUUUGAAGAGUACGUGCGGAAAGCCGAGGCGCAACGCGCGCGUGACCAAGCCAUGCUGGACAGCGGCGCGGACACUGGCACGCCGCCCACCAAGGAUCAGGUCGAGAUCGUCGUCAUGUCCAAGGUGGCCAACACGGUCUCCUUUCGAGCCAGGGUCCUCUACACCAAACCGCUCAGGCUGGUGCGAGACACGUGGAUGGCCAUGCAGCGGCAGAAGGGGGUUAGCCUCCCUGUGCAAAACGCUGACGACAUUAUCCUCACCUGGCGGCGCAAGAGGGUCUACAUCACCUCGACGCUCCUCCACCUGGGCAUCCGGCCGCGCCACGGACGCGUCUGGGUGGACGGCAACGGCAGGGACGGCCUGAUGGACGACGGCACGCGGGUGCUUAUGGAGGCGUGGACGCCGGAGCUGUUCCAGGACAUGGAGCGCGAGGAGGAGCAUCGGCGCAGGCGCGAGGCUGGCGAGCUGUCCGACGACGAUGAGAUCGCUGACGAAGAGCCACCGGCGCCGGAGAUCAAGCUCAGGGUGAUACUCGUGGCCAAAGGCAUGGAGGAAGUCAAGCUGACGGUGCGGCCCGAGACGACGGUCGAGACGCUGGUAACGGGGUUCCGGACGCAGAGGGACGUGGGCUCGGACAAGGAGCUGCGCGUCAGGUUCGACGGCGAGUGGCUCGACGAGCACGUCACCAUGGAGGAGGCCGAUGUCGAUGACAUGAACAAGUUCGAGAUUCACUUCAAGUGA
This is a messenger RNA of Purpureocillium takamizusanense, 1554 nucleotides long. RefSeq lists its product as uncharacterized. NCBI's taxonomy places the organism in Eukaryota, Fungi, Ascomycota, Sordariomycetes, Hypocreales, Ophiocordycipitaceae. The record is from RefSeq and is a predicted model, not a curated record. The transcript has 2 exons. The coding region runs from base 1 to 1554 and encodes 517 amino acids. Gene Ontology annotation, molecular function: protein binding.